CUGUGAGAGAAAUAUGUGCAAGUUCCGCAUUCAGCAAACUUCAAGCUGUCAGGUUUUUACCAAGACUUAAAAAGAAGUGCUCUGGAGUAGCAAAAAAUGUACAUAGUGUAAUCUAAUGAACAUCUAGACAACAACUGUUCUCCAGGUUUUAUGAACAAAUCCUUUGCUGAGAGCAUCAUCUACACUUUAUUAGUGAACUAUACGUUAACCUGCUUAUAGGCAUCGUCUAUGAAGAGGACACCAUGAAAUCCAUUCUCACUACAUGUGCACUAUUUCUGGUACUUCCAUGGAAACUAACUGGUGAGACAACCCUCAGGCCAAGAAGCACCUGGCAGCAUACAGUUGCUUUUAAAGAUCAUCAAACAACCAAAAGUGAUGGGGAACCGACCAAUUUCUCUCCAACAAACAUGCGUUCUUUGAAACCAAAUAAUGAAAUAACCAACAGCACCAUGCUUCAAGAAGAUAUCUCUACAGAUCACAAAACAAACAAAAGUGAUGGGGAACCAACCAUUUCCUCUCCAACAAACAUACAUUCUUCGAAACCAAAUAAUGAAAUAACCAACAGCACCAUGCUGAAAGAAGGUAUCUCUACAGAUCACAAAAACAAAAGUGAUUGGGAACCAACCAAUUUCUCUCCAAAAAGCAUGGAACUUACAUUAAAACCAAAUGGUGAAACUACUCACAAACCAAAGAGUACUAGUUUGCAUAAAGGUACCUCCAAAGAUCAUGAACACACAACAAGGGGCAGUGAGGAGUACACCACUGAAGAAAAAAAAAGUGUCUUAGCUUCAAAAUCACCCCCACAAACUUCAGUACACCAAGAAACUCCUGCAAUGACUAAUUCUACAGAAGAAAGUAGAUCCUCUUUAAAUCUGUCCUCCUUACCUUUCUUGGAAGAACUUACUCAAAAAAAGACAAUUACAACACAGCCACCGGAUAUUUCGAAAGAGGUCAUUACCACCAGGGACAAACAAUUUCAAACCAAAGACGAUAAUUUGAAAUCCACCAAUAAAGGUCUUGAUAGAUACACUCAAGGAAACAGAACUACUAGAUCUUCAGACAAAGAAUCCUUCACACCACAGACUGAUAAGUCUACUCCUUUCCAGAAACCUCCAGAGGUUAUCACAACUACAGAAACACUGACUAAAGAAUGGUCUUCACAUCACCUAGAAAAAGAAAUUACUCAAACUACAGCGCUAAAUAUCACUGUCUCAAAUGGAAUUUUGAACAUUAGCAAUCAAGAAAGAAAUGACACAUCCACCUACCCCCUCAACACAUCGACUACCACUGGUUUUUCCACUGAUCUUGGACCAACUGUUAACACAGAGGUUUCUACAUGGGAUACUACUGAUACCCUGGUUACAAAUGCAACAUAUGAAAUCACCACAAAUGGCAAGAUUAGUGAGAGAACACACUACCCCAAGCCUAUUAGUGAAAUCACCACCACAAUUCAAAUGGAGAACACCAAAAGUAUUAAACCAAACCUCUCCAUCAAAGACGAUCAAAAUAAUAAAAAUCACCCAGGAUUCAUAGUAGCCUCCUUGAUCGGUAGUAUCCUGUUUGUUAUGUUUAUAGCAUUUGUGGUCGUUUUGUUAAGAAAUCGUCAAAUGAAGAAAAAGAAGCUGGAGAACACUGACUGGGCUGGACCUUCGCCAUUCAUAGAUGGUGAUAACCUACCAAACAUCAAUGAGGAUGGAUCAUUCCACAGCCGGGAGUCCAAAAGAAUUUCCCUCAACUCUUUCCUUCCCCAACGGCUUUCCAAGCGAUUCUCCAUGUUAAGCCCGACGGAUGAGGAGGUCCCCCUUGAGGACAUUCAAGUAAGCAGUACGUUUGGACAACAAAAUGUCCAAUCACUAAAUGAAAAAGCAACACCAAACCAAACUCGGACACAAGGCGCAAACAAUUCUCCUACUGAAAUCUCUUCAGACUCCAACAUUCCCAAGUUUGUAAGCAUUCCUCCAGCUCCUGAAAACAAGGAGAAUAUCCAGACAGCACCUAAACCUGAUGAUGAGAUCGUUCCGUCUACACCUGCAGAGAAAAAAAGCAUCACUCCAACAUCAUUUGAAGACGUGGAUCUUAACGGUUCUCUAGACAAGAAUAUUGAAUCCGCAUUACCAUCAGAUGCUAUACACAUCCCUUCUCCACCACCACUACCAUCUUAAAAUGGCAAGCAUUUUGUAAAAAUGCCUUUUAAAAUGAAGCAGCUUGCUCAAUUAAUACCCCAAAAAAAGAAGGGGGUCUCUUUAUGGCAAAUCUACUGGUUUCAGUGAAGUUAAUUUUUUAAUUUUCGUAGAUCAAAUGUGAACCCCGGAAAUAUAAAAGUGUGAGAUUUGUGGUCACAUUUAAUAAAUAAGACUGGAGCACAAACACUUCCUUUCAAACUGCAUGAGAGAAUUUGACUGUUUAGAAUGUGACUUGCUCCAAACUCAUUCUGAUUUUAGCUGCAGCUUCAGCUAGCCACUUACAGCAAUGUUAAGACCAUUUUUAAACACAAAAUCAACAUGUCAUUUUUUUUCCUCCUUUAAAUGAUCUAUUGAACAGUUCCUGAAUUUAAUCUUAUAAAAUGUUUGCAUGUUUGCACUUGCUAGCCUGUGGUGGGUCAACAUUUGGUAUCCUGAGCAGUAUGCUGAGUUCCAAUACUGUCAAGAAAGGAUAUGCAAUGAAAAGUAUUUAAAUGCCCUGUGCUUGUAUAUGUGAUAAAGUUUAUUUCUUUCUUGCUAUGUAAAGGACAAUCUAACCUAAAAUGACACUUGUUUUGCUCAUUGUA
This is a messenger RNA of Tachysurus fulvidraco (yellow catfish), 2767 nucleotides long. It is a transcript of the gene evi2b, whose product is annotated as protein EVI2B. Lineage: Eukaryota; Metazoa; Chordata; Actinopteri; Siluriformes; Bagridae. The coding region runs from base 243 to 2162 and encodes 639 amino acids. The transcript has 2 exons. The record is from RefSeq and is a predicted model, not a curated record.